CCUCCAAGAGCGCAAUCAACCUCAAACUCGCACAAUCGAACGCCCCAACAAAACAAGGAAAAUUAGGGAGAGCUUCCAGUUUGAGUAUCAAACAAUGGUGGGCUUGGCCACGAUCGCCAUGGAAUGGCUCCAAGAGCCAGUGACCUGGUUCUUCAUUGCCUCGGUGGUCCUCGUGGUGCUGCAGCGGCUGCGACGGCGGCGUGGCAAGGCGCCGCCGCUGCCCCCGGGGCCGUAUCCGCUGCCGAUCGUCGGCAACAUGUUUACGAUGGACCAGGACCAGCUGACCCACCGGGGGCUCGCGGCUCUGGCGAAGCAGUACGGCAGCAUUUUCCACAUCCGCCUCGGCAAGGUCCACGCCAUCGUCCUGUCGACGCCGGAGUACGCCCAGGAGGUGCUGCAGGCGCAGGACGUCGCCUUCUCGAACCGGCCGGCUACCAUCGCCGCCAUAUACCUCACCUACGACCGCGCCGACAUGGCGUUCGCGCACUACGGGCCCUUCUGGCGCCAGAUGCGCAAGCUCUGCGUGAUGAAGCUCUUCAGCCGGCGCCGCGCGGGGACCUGGCUCGCCGUGCGCGACGAGUCCGCGGCGCUCGUCCGCGCCGUGGCCCGGCAGACCGGCGAGUCCGUGAACCUCGGCGAGCUCAUCUUCAACCUCACCAAGAACGUCACCUUCCGGGCCGCGUUCGGCGCCGACGCCGCCGGCGAUGCCGGGAAACGGGACGAGUUCAUCGCCAUCAUGCAGGAGUUCUCCCAUCUCUUCGCGGCAUUCAGCCUCGGCGACUUCAUCCCGUGGCUCGGCUGGGCGGACCAGGGCACCAACGUGCGCGCCCGCGCCGCGCGCGCCGCCCUCGAUGAGUUCAUCGACAAGAUCAUAGACGAGCACAUGGAGAGAGGAAAGAACCCGGACGACGUGGACGCCGACAUGGUGGACGACAUGCUCGCGUUCCUCUCUGAGGCGAAGCCGAAGAAGGCCGAUGGCGACGACCUGCAGAACACGCUCCGCCUCACCCGUGACAACAUCAAAGCCAUGAUCAUGGACGUGAUGUUUGGUGGGACGGAGACGGUGGCAUCCGGGAUUGAGUGGGCAAUGGCAGAGAUGAUGCACAGCCCCAAUGAGCUUCGUCGGCUGCAGGAGGAGCUUGCCGACGUGGUGGGUCUUGACCGGAACGUGGAUGAGUCGGACCUCGACAAGCUCCCCUUCCUCAAGUGCGUAAUCAAGGAGACGCUUCGACUACACCCGCCCAUCCCGAUUCUCCACCACGAGAACGCUAAGGAUUGUGUGGUCGGUGGCUAUUCAGUACCCCAGGGCUCAAGUAUCAUGAUCAACGUCUUCGACAUUGGUCGAAACGCCAAGGUGUGGAAGGACGCCGACAUGUUCCGACCAUCGAGGUUUAUGGCAGUGGAAGGAGAGGCCGCAAAGGUGGAUUUCAAGGGCAACUGCUUCGAGUUCCUGCCGUUCGGGUCUGGCCGCCGCUCGUGCCCUGGGAUGGCGCUUGGCAUCUACUCAUUGGAAUUUGCUGUCGCCCAACUCGCCCACGGGUUCAACUGGGCGCUGCCCGAUGGCAUGAAGCCGUCGGAGCUCGACAUGACCGACAUCUUCGGACUCACCGCGCCGCGCGCCACCAGGCUCUGCGCCGUGCCAACGCCCCGGCUUUCGCACCCUUGUGUCUCCGACGUUGAUGCCACGCACAAGGCGUGAUGUCGUGUUGUAUGCGCACGGGAAAGUACAUUCAUCCUGUGACACAAUAAAGAUGUUUCACCCGGUUCAGGAUGACACAAUAUCAGCGUAUUAGACAACGGGUCCAUUCGUCCAUGGAUCCAAAAUUUAAUCAAACUUUGUACACAAUUGACCAAGUUUAUGGAUACUUUUAGAUCCUGCAUGAAACAUAUCGUGCAUUUGUGCGAGGCGUUUGCUACAGCCAAGCAUG
Molecule: messenger RNA, 1928 nt
Organism: Hordeum vulgare subsp. vulgare (domesticated barley)
Lineage: Eukaryota; Viridiplantae; Streptophyta; Magnoliopsida; Poales; Poaceae
Product: cytochrome P450 84A1-like
Exons: 2
Coding region: 95-1699 (534 amino acids)
Biological process (GO): lignin biosynthetic process
Molecular function (GO): iron ion binding; heme binding; oxidoreductase activity, acting on paired donors, with incorporation or reduction of molecular oxygen
Source: RefSeq, a predicted model, not a curated record